AGUGGUGCUGCUGUAGUUUCCGGGUGCUGAGCAGCGGGAGCAGUGAGGAGAGAAGCCGUUAGCUGAAUCCAAAUCAGGGAAUCCCAAACAGCGUUUCUUAGUUAGUUCAUCAGAGAUGGAGCGACCCCGGAGACAGCUGGAGGAGACCAAGCUGGGGGGGGAAGCUUUACCUCCAGAUGUUCUGGAAGUGAUUGUUGGUGAAGAGGAGCAGCAGGAGCCAGAGGCCCCCCCACACAUUAAAGAGGAGCAGGAGGAACUUUGGAGCAGUCAGGAGAGAGAGCAGCUUCAAGGGCUGGAGGAGGCUGAUAUCACCAAGUUCCCAUUCACUCCUGUCCCUGUGAAGAGUGAAGAUGAUGAAGAGGAAGCUCAGUUCUCACAGCUUCAUCAAAGACCAACUCAACACAUGGAAACACAAGCUGAUGGAGCGGACUGUGUAGGACCAGAACCAGCAAGGAACUCACAUCCACCUUUACAACCAGAGACUGAAGACCAGACCAGAGACUCUUCUGAAACUGAGACUGAUGACAGUGCUGAUUGGAAGGAGACCAGAGAACCUCAGCCAGCUUUAAACUCUCUGAAACAUGAUUCAAGAUGUAAGAAAACAUUCAGCUGCUCUGAGUGUGGGAGGAGAUUUGGUCAAAGGGGACAUCUGAAGAGACACAUGCUAACUCACACAGGAGAGAGACCUUUCCGAUGCUUAGACUGUAAAAAAUAUUUUACAAGAGUUGGAGAUUUACAGAAACAUAUGAGAAUCCACACAGGAGAAAAGCCUUUCAGCUGCUCUGAGUGUGGUAAAGCUUUCACUGAAAGUGGAACCCUGAAGAGACACAUUAAAACUCACACAGGAGAACGACCUUUCAGCUGCUCUGUCUGUAUGAAAUCUUUUACACAGAGAGGAAGUUUACGGUCACACAUGGCCGUAGUCCACACAGGAGAAAAACCUUUCAGCUGCCCGGUGUGUCAGCUCUCGUUUUCACGGAGACAAUAUUUACAGAGACAUUUGAUUAUCCACAAGGGGGGGAGGCUCCCCUGCUGCUCGGUGUGCAGUAAAGGUUUCACUUCAAGUGGCAAUCUGAAGAGACACAUGAUGACGCACACGGGAGAAAGACCUUUCAGCUGCUCCGUCUGUAAGAAGUCUUUUAGCGAGAGAGGAGGUUUAAAAAGACACAUGACGACUCACCAAAACAAAAAAACCAUUAGCAGUUUGGAGUGUGGUACUGAGAGCAGCAGAAUAAAGAUCCAGUUGAUAACUCACACAGGAGAGAAGCUUCUCAGCUGCUCAGUGUGCCAGAAGUCUUUUACACAGAGGGAUAGUUUACAGAGACACGUACGCAUCCACACAGGAGAGAAGAAGUACAGCUGCAGUUCUUGUGAGCAGACAUUCGCCUGGUCCACCAGCCUCAAAAUCCAUCAGUGUCUUGGCCGACAACCAGAGACUGAAGACCAGACUGGAGACUCUACUGAUCCUGAGGCUGAUGAUAGUGCUGAUUGGAAGGAGACCAGAGAACCUCAGUCCGCUUUAGACUCUCUGAAACAUGAUUCAACGUGUAAGAAAACAUUCAGCUGCUCUGAGUGUGGGGGAGGAUUUGGAAAAAGGGGACAUCUGAUGGACCACAUAAGAAUCCACACAGGAGAGAGACCGUUCAGCUGCCCAGUGUGUCAGCAAUCCUUUAAGCAAAGCGGACAUUUAUACAAACACAUGAGCAUCCACAAGAAGGAGGAGGAGCACGCAGAGGAGGAACUUUCACCCUACACUCCUUCGGUCCUUCCGACUGUGAGUUCAAUUGAGGGAUCGGUUCUUGAGAUGUGCGAAGGACAGACGCACAGACAGAGACUCCUUCCUUCAUAGACGGAUGGUGCCGCUGGGGCACCACCUUUUGGCCACAUG
This is a messenger RNA of Etheostoma cragini (Arkansas darter), 1888 nucleotides long. RefSeq names its product gastrula zinc finger protein XlCGF57.1-like. The coding region runs from base 116 to 1849 and encodes 577 amino acids. Gene Ontology annotation, molecular function: RNA polymerase II cis-regulatory region sequence-specific DNA binding; DNA-binding transcription factor activity. NCBI's taxonomy places the organism in Eukaryota, Metazoa, Chordata, Actinopteri, Perciformes, Percidae. The transcript is spliced from 3 exons. The record is from RefSeq and is a predicted model, not a curated record. Gene Ontology annotation, biological process: regulation of transcription by RNA polymerase II.